UGUUGCUUGUUGACAGAGAAAGUGCCUUUAUUGACAUUGUUUUUCCUUCUCUUUCCACAAUUUAAAACAAAAGUGUAAUUAUGUUUCUACUUACAAAUGAGAUAAGAUGAAAAUCUAAUUUGAUUUCUUCAAACAAUUAACUGUUAACUUGGACUCUCUCUCUCUCCAAUUGAUGUUUAGUCUCCACGUGAUUGUUUCUUGUUUGAUUAAACAUCAAGAUCAAAUCUUCAACAACAACAACAUCAUCAUCAUCUUCGUCACGAUCGUCAACUCAAUUAACUAUUUUGGUUAAUUUUCUUUUUUUUGUUAACUAUGAAAUUUUCAUCACCAGCAAGUGAACAACAGUAAUUGCAAUCUAAUUGCUACAUUUUCUGCAUCUUAUCAACUCAAUUAUCAGCUUAAUUGGUUUCCAAUAACAUUCAUAAAACUAGAAUUGAUUAUAUUGGAAGAUAAUCAACUUCAUCUAUGUGAUCAUAUUUAAUACAAUCCAUAUCUUUAUCCUCCUUCUCAUCAUCAUCAUCAUCAUCACUAUUAUCUUAAUUUUAUCAUGAUAAUCACUUUUUGUUAGUUCUUUUUCAUGUUUUCACAUUUAUUACCUCGACAAUUAACUGGGUUUCACUUCAACUCUUCAGUUUCCAUUCUGAAAACAAAGAAUAUCAUCAAAAUGUCAACAUCAACAUCGAUCAAAUCAUCAUCUCGUGUCACCAAAUUUUCACAAUUAAUUGAAAGUUCCAAGUUACCCUUCUAUUCAAUUGAAAUAUUUCCACCAUCGAGUAAAUCAUUGAAUGAUUUGAAAAAUCUACUCAGUGAUUUAAGAAAAUAUCGACCCUUAUUCUGUGCCAUCACAUCUAAAAGUACUUCCCGAACAUCGAACACUGAAUCAUUAUCUCGAUUUGAUUUGGCCCGUCUGAUAAUCACCAACUAUGGAUUCGAUAUUCUCCUUCAUGUGACCUGUUCAGAUUUAAUGGAUUCCGAUCAGGGUAGAAAAUUCCUACAAGAAGCUAAAAACUGUGGAAUCAAGUAUAUUUUUGCUUUGCGAGGUGACGAUUUAGAUGAAUCAACGGAACGGGAAUUCAAUCAUGCCAUUGAUAUCGUUAGAUUUAUUCGAGCCGAGUUUCCAAACGAUUUUGUCGUCGCGGUCGCUGGUUAUCCUAAUGGUCAUCCAUCGGUAUCAUCCCUUGCUGAAGAUGUUAAAUACUUAAAGGCCAAAGUUGACGCUGGUGCUGAUCUAAUAAUAAGCCAAUUUUUUUUCAAUGUUGAUGUUUUUGCCCAAUGGGUUAGACUCUGUCGAUCAGCUGAUAUAAAAGCUCCCAUUUUACCGGGAAUAUUUACCUUUCCAUCUUAUCGAUCUUUUACCCGAAUGAUGAAAACAACCCAAGUUCCGAUCUGUAAUCAACUGGAAUCGAAAAUUGAAAAUAUUUCAAAUUGUGAUCAACAAAUUAAACAAUUUGCCAUCGAACAAUCAACACAAUUGUGCCUUAAUCUAGUUAAUCAAGGACUUUGUCCUGGACUACAUUUCUUUUCCCUCAAUAAAGAUUCAACGUUACAAGUUAUCGAGAUGAUUGAGCCCAAGAUACCGAGGACAACAAUUAACCAACAAUUAUUACGAUUAUCGGCACAAUUAGAGGAAUUUACUCUUGAUUCUGGUUCAGAAACAUUGGAAAAGAAUCAACCAUCAGUGAAAAGCGGUGAUAAAACACCAGAAUCAUCCAAUUAUCAUCAGAAUUAAUCAAUUGAUCAGUAACCAACUUUUUCCUUAAACAUCCUACAGAAAUCAAACUUCAUCCCACCGAAAGUCAUAUUAUUUUUCCUGAUAAAUCAAACAUCAUUUAUGAGAUCAAACAAGUGGAUCUUAAUCACAAAUCUCAUCAAAAAUCAUAAUCAUAAUCAUCAACCACAAACAUCAUUAAUUGAUUUCAAAUGAUUAUCAACCACCUCAAAGAUCUGAUUAGAGAUGUGAUCAGAUUUCGUGUUGAUGACUUGAAGUUAAUUGUUUUCUUUUCUCCCUUUACGUUAAUGAUUAAACCCAAAGUUAUCAUUAAAUCAAUUCACUUAUCAUUACAAACGAUAAGUAAUGCAAACGAAAAACAAUCAUGUGUAAUGACGUAUACAUAUUGAUAGAUUCCAAGUUAUCUUUUUGUCUGUUUUUUUGUAAAUAAAACUUUUUCUUCAAGAA
Messenger RNA from Panonychus citri (citrus red mite), 2176 nucleotides. Its product is annotated as methylenetetrahydrofolate reductase (NADPH)-like. The transcript has a single exon. NCBI's taxonomy places the organism in Eukaryota, Metazoa, Arthropoda, Arachnida, Trombidiformes, Tetranychidae. Gene Ontology annotation, biological process: tetrahydrofolate interconversion. The record is from RefSeq and is a predicted model, not a curated record. The coding region runs from base 578 to 1729 and encodes 383 amino acids. Gene Ontology annotation, molecular function: FAD binding; methylenetetrahydrofolate reductase [NAD(P)H] activity. Gene Ontology annotation, cellular component: cytosol.